Molecule: messenger RNA, 1840 nt
Organism: Xiphias gladius (swordfish)
Lineage: Eukaryota; Metazoa; Chordata; Actinopteri; Istiophoriformes; Xiphiidae
Gene: rnf183
Product: ring finger protein 183
Exons: 2
Coding region: 243-1229 (328 amino acids)
Biological process (GO): protein ubiquitination
Molecular function (GO): ubiquitin protein ligase activity
Source: RefSeq, a predicted model, not a curated record
CAGGGAAGGCAGAGAGACCAAACGUUCCUGAGAGUUUCUGGGUUGAAGUGUUAGUUGGUUUUUUUAGUAAUGAAGUUUGGUGAUGUGCAAGUUUUUACUGCACUAAUACACAAAAGGAUUAUUUUACCAGUCAGAUCAUCUCUGACGACGUGGGCCGACGUUCAUCUACCUCAUCAGUUCCUGUUGGAAAACUGGGAAUCCGAUUCCAGCCGACACUCUACCUCUAACAUCAUCCCUCCAGCAUGAGCGAUGACAGGGACAGGAACAGGCCUGGAGGAAGCUGGAGCCAGAGCCAGGGAGCCAGACUGGCCCCAAACGUCAAACCCACACUCAGCCAGAAAGAGAGGAACGGCAAGGAGGACCAGUGGAAGCGGGAGAAGACCGCAAAAGUGAGGCGAUCUAGGAGCAGCGACUCAGAGAGGACGGAGAGAGGGAGGAGGAGGGAAAGAGACAGGCACCAGGGAGAGAGGAGACGGCGCGGGAGGAGUGAGGAGGCCCGGAGACCAGACAGGAGAGUGGGGGAGAGCGACCGGAGGAAGGUGAAGCCCCCUGAAGAUGAUGUGGAGGACACUGAGUGCGCUGUGUGCUUCUGCUCCUACGACAACGUCUUCAAGACCCCGAAGCUGCUGGCGUGCGGACACACCUUCUGCCUGGAGUGCCUCGCUCGCAUCAACGUGACCUCCCCCGAGCUCAAGACCCUGCCCUGCCCUGUGUGCCGCGAGCUGACCGAGCUCCCCCACGGCCAGGACCUGCCCCGCCUGGGCAACAAUGAAGACAUCAUAGGAAAACUCCCACCAGACAUGCAGAGGGCACUGUCCAUCCGCUUCAAGCGCAGCAAGGGCAAGCUGGUCCUCAAGAACCCUCCUCCCGCCAGCCCCACCAAGCCUAAUGUCCUCACCCUGCCUAAAAAGAGUCAGGAUGGCCAGGUGACAGCGGGCGGCGACCUCCACCUGAGUGCAGUGGAGCAGGGAAUAGCGCCAACCACCGUGGUGAACGUGGGAAGGCCUCCGAACAGGGUAAGAGGUCGCCUGCGCAGCUUGUUCCGCUCGGACCAGUGCUACUACGCCGUGGUGGCGUCCAUCAUCACCAUCGCUGUGGCGCUCAUGCUGGUGGGGAUUCUGGCCUUUGUGAUCAUACCGAACGUGGUCAUUCACCGGAGGCCUGUUAAUCCGGCGAACCUGACGUUACAGGAUGCCCCAGGAGCCGGAGAUGAACUCACUGCACCCUGAAGGGGCAGGGGAGGGACGGGAGACUACUGCCCGGAAUGAGACUAAAGAGGACGGAGAGAAUACCACAGGAGAACUUGUUGUGAUUCUCAAUGAUCGUUUUGCCUCCCUUUUACCUCUUGGCUAGUAAUGGUGAAGGAAAAACUAAGCGCUGGGACACAUUCAAGCUGGUUCACAUGCAGUGAAGUGAAGAAAUGAAGGAAAACAAGGACAGCAACAUUUUUUUAAAUAUAGGACAGGCAGGCUUAAAGCUGCACAUGAAGGAAACGGGGCAAACACGCAUGUUUUGUUUUGUUUUGACCUUUGUGUUCUUCUCUGAGCAUGAUUUUGUGAUUACUGUGAAAGCCAGAAAUGCUGUGUGUGUGUGUCUGUGACUGCGUGUGUGUGUCUGUGACUGUGUGUGUGUGUGUGUGUCUGCUCCGAACGAUUAAUAAGCUGUAAAUGUUGAAAUGCACUAAACUCUGUGAUGAAAAGUCUUGAGUAUCUUUUGAUUGCAUGGGGCCGAGCUCAGUAACCAGCUCAGGGUUUCUUGUUCUUCCAGAUUUUGUUUAUAGACCUGCUCAUUGUACAUAGCCACAGAUGAUUUAUAUAUUUGUAAGUAUUUUCUCUUUCUC